Molecule: messenger RNA, 640 nt
Organism: Onychostruthus taczanowskii (white-rumped snowfinch)
Lineage: Eukaryota; Metazoa; Chordata; Aves; Passeriformes; Passeridae
Product: transmembrane protein 101-like
Exons: 2
Coding region: 1-435 (144 amino acids)
Biological process (GO): positive regulation of canonical NF-kappaB signal transduction
Source: RefSeq, a predicted model, not a curated record
AUGCUUAGGGGGUGGCGGCCACCUGCCACCACACUCCAGAUCCCCGUUGUCCCUGGGACACAAACCUCUCAUGGCACCGGUGCCACCACUCCACGAGCAUCCCCUCGUCCCCCUGUGUCCCCGCAGGCCUACUCCCUGCAGCACAGCACCGAGGACCGCCUGGCCUACCUGGACCACCUGCUGGGCGGGGAGCUGGCCCUGCAGCUGCUCUUCCUGCUCUACGGGCUGCUGGCCCUGGCCUUUCUCUCGGGUUACUACGUGAGGACGGCGGCGCAGGUGCUGGCCGUGCUGCUGCCCCUGGCCAUCCUGCUCAUCGACGGCAACCUGGGCUACUGGCACGCGCUGCGCCGCGUCGAGUUCUGGAACCAGAUGAAGCUCAUCGGCCAGAACGUCGGCAUCUUCGGGGCCGUGGUCAUCCUGGCCACCGACGGAUGAGGGGAGAGAGGGUGGGAGGGUUUUUGUAAGGAGCGCCGCUAUUUAUUUGUUGAUUUUUUUUUUUUGGUGGUGUUUGUAAAUAUUUGAUAAUUUUGGCGGAGGAUGCUUAGGGGGUGGCGGCCACCGUGUGGCCAGGGCCCCUCUCGCUGCUGAGGGGUGUCACUGCUCCCCCCACACCCCCCAAAAAAAAAAAGUAUUUUUACUG